Aphis gossypii (cotton aphid) is the source of this 2427-nucleotide messenger RNA. RefSeq lists its product as uncharacterized. The coding region runs from base 108 to 2279 and encodes 723 amino acids. The record is from RefSeq and is a predicted model, not a curated record. NCBI's taxonomy places the organism in Eukaryota, Metazoa, Arthropoda, Insecta, Hemiptera, Aphididae. The transcript is spliced from 8 exons.
CGGUUAUUAUGGAUACGGCGAAAUAAUACUAAUAAUCGUUUAAUUACUAGUAAAAAUGGUUGUUUUUUGUCGUAUAAAACAAGAUUUUUGACCGCAGUUUAUUAAUAAUGUUUUGGUUGAAUCUAUUUAAAUUGAUCUUGACGUUGGGCGAGUGGUGGAUUUACCGGGGUACAGUAUCAGCAACCGAGGUAAUCGCCGGACAACACGAUCCGUUAUUCGACCACGGUAGCUCAGCUGAAGACCAAUCUUAUUUUAUGCACCUCCAACAACAACUGAACGAACUAAUGGCGGGCUCCUCCACCGGUCGACCGACCAUCAGAUGCACGGUUGCCGCGGCACCGAAAGCUGUGCCGUGGCAGUCCCAGUUGUCUGGUGGCUUCUUCAGCCCACACCGUCGACCAGUAAACGGCAUUGAUAAAAAGCCCGUGGCUCGCCGUCGAGUCACGCACCGUCCGAAAGACAUUGCUGCCGACCGCGACGGUGUGGAAAAGCCAAAAAACGUGACCAGCAAUGACUACAUCGACGUUGGAAGUCCGUACACUCAGUCCGUAAAGUCCACUGCCGUCACCAGAAUUGGUAGAAUCGUCUUCGGCACCGAAGAUGAAUGUGUUUCGGCCAACCAAGGGCGGGCAUGCGUGUGUUACAUGACCGAUUUUUUAGAUCUGGUAGGUCAACGUUUGAACGAAGUAGCGGCGGCCGAAAACGGCGGAGAUGGCAACGACGAGGCAGCCGCGUUGAGUUGUCGGUCGUUCAAGCCCGUACCGACGGCGUUUGUCCUUUAUCCCACCACUGCAGCAGACGGAGUUGAGACGACUGCUACAGCUACGGUCAACUCCACCACCACCGGCCCCGCAAACUUUUCGGCCGACGUGAUGGUAGAACGAAACGGCGGCAAAAGCGGAGGCCGGGACCGCAGUGGUGCCGGUGACGACGAUAAGAAGGCCGUGGCAGCCACUCCCGUGUGGAAAGAAGUGGAUUUCGACAACGUCAUCAACUACCGACUGGAGAAGUCCUCGGACGAUCAUUACGCAGUGCAAUACAGCCUGGUUGGAAGUGACGCCAAAGUCCAAUGUGUGAUUAACGGCAACGGAACAAAAAUGAAUGCGUUCAAAUGGGACUUUAAGAAAGGCAAACAUAAAACUAAUUCUACGGUCACCGGAACAGAUACGAAUAUGCUAUUGAUAUUGGGCUUGGAACCUGGAGACAGUAAAAAUUACACUUGCACACCAACAAUGGAUAUGGUCGGAGGUUCUAAAAAUGGCACUUUCUACAAGCAUUACGUUCUAGCCGUCGAAAAAGCCAUUUAUGAGAUCCGUGGCUCAGCAGUUUACAAGGCUCGCGGUGGCGGCGGUUGUACGCACUACGUAACAGUUCUAGUGCAAAAGCAGUUGCCUAGUUCUAUGCUUACCGAAUUAUGUCCCGAGGGAUCGUCCCGAUACGCGUGCAAUAUCAUCGUAGAAAAACCAAAGUGUGCCGAAGACGAAAAAACUAUGGAAAUAAAAUAUUUGGUAACGAUAAACGACAAAGCCAAUUAUUUAACUCGAAUUAGAACUAGCAAGAAAAGUCGAAUAGCCCUGCGCUACCAAAAACUAUUGGCGAGAAUAUCCAGUGUCUUAACUUCAAAUCUUAACAAAACGUUGACGAUUCCAAUUACGUCCAAGUUGUCGUUGAUCGACACACAUUUUGAACCUGACUACAGCCGAAUGAGUAUUAAAAAGUUCGUUUCCUGUGCACCAGGUUUUGGUAUUCGGGAGGUGUUUUGUGCUGCUUGUCCGCCACACCAUUAUAGUCCAGAUAAGUCGAUCGAGUGUUUGAAAUGUGCCAAAGGUUUCCAUCAGGCGAUCGCCGGAUCGGAAAAGUGCGUCAAAUGUCGAAAUAUUUUUUCCAGUGGUUGUUAUAUGAAAGAAGUUUCACCUAUAGUAUAUUAUGUUACGGGAUUAAUCUGUUUAUCAGUAUGUUCAAUUCUUGUAAUUUCUUGUGCGUUUUGUUGCCGCGAAGAGAACGAAAAAAGUAUAAGGAUAAUACCAAGGAAAAUAAGGAAAAAAUUUAAAAAAACUAAAAAGUACAGUUUGUUGUCAUCUUCCCAAACGGAAGAUACACCAGACAACAGUAGUGUUAUAAGCAAAAGCUAUGGUAAAUUUAAAAACCUAUUAAAGUUUAAAAAAAAAUCUAAAUCUAAAAUAAUGGAUUCAAAAAUAACAUUCAAUAACGUACAUGAACAAUAUGGUCAACGAAUCCAGAAUAAUAACGUUACCGAAGAAAAUAGUACAACUAAUUAAAAUUUCAUUUUUGUAAAUAUAGUUUUUAUAACUAUUUGAUUUAUAGGCUUAUAAUUAUAUUUAUAUUGUAUAUUUAUUUUAUUCUAUACCUAUCUUGUAUUUUUGUAAAUCCACUUGAUUUCUAAAUAAAUAUUUAUUGAUGUAUACA